CGGUAUCCCAGCAGGCAGUGCAGCCGGCGACGUCGACAAAGGACCAGAGCCGCGUUCGCAGCUGUUUUCCGAGGAGCUGGUGUGCUAAGAUUGCCAAAAUGCUCUGGAGUUUUUAACUGACGCUAAGGCAGACCCAGACUAGAUUUGGAGACUGUAAAAACAGGAGCUGCAGCCAGGGGGCCUCAGUGCCAAUGCAUCAACCAAAAAGACAACCAGAAUUAGUGGAAGGGUCCCUUCCUGUGUUUGUGUUUCCCACGGAGUUAAUCUUUUAUGCAGAUGAUCAGUCAACACAUAAGCAAGUGUUGACGCUUUAUAAUCCCUAUGAGUUUGCCUUAAAGUUCAAAGUUUUGUGUACUACUCCAAAUAAGUAUGUUGUCGUUGAUGCUGCAGGUGCAGUAAAGCCUCAGUGUUGUGUGGAUAUUGUGAUUCGUCAUCGAGACGUUCGCACCUGCCACUAUGGUGUAAUAGACAAAUUCCGGCUCCAGGUGUCCGAGCAAAGCCAGCGGAAGGCUUUAGGAAGGAAAGAGGUGGUUGCCACUCUUCUCCCAUCCGCAAAAGAACAACAAAAGGAAGAAGAAGAAAAAAGAAUAAAGGAAAGCUUAAUUUUUGAGCAGUCGAUUCAACCAGAAAACAAAGUAGUCUCCUCGGGCCCAAGCUUCCUCACUGUCUUCCUGGGAGUGGUAUGCAUUGCAGCCCUGAUGCUUCCUACACUGGGGGAUGUGGGAUCGCUGGUGCCUCUCUACCUCCACUUAAGUGUGAACCAGAAAUUAGUGGCUGCUUACAUUUUAGGUCUUAUCACAAUGGCUAUACUCAGAACAUGAGCGAGGGCCUCAGUUGACCUCUGAAGUGAUUUUUAUCUUCGAAACAUCAUGAAUGUGGACUGCCUUUUAUCUGUCUCACUCCAUUAACACGCGACAAACUAUUGAAUGAUUUCAAAUAAUUGCAAAUGGGAAUGCAUAUUUUAAAUUACUCUUAAUCGUUUUAUUUGGAGAAUUCCAACAGCUAUUUCUGAGGGACCCCCUCUGAAAUAAUUUGAAGAAAUAUUUUUUAUAUAUCUAUCUCAGCCUAAUGUGCAAAAAAUUUUAAUUCAGACACCUGUUCCUUUCUCUUUUUCCCGUCCACUUUGAUUAACCCUUCAAAGUUGAAGGCUGAGAAGAGCAAACUUGACCCACUGAAAAACAAAGUCAUGUCAAUUUCCUAGUUACCAGCAUUAAUGAUCUUCUGUAAACUAUGGCUUGUCCUCUGCCGUGAUAGGAGCCCUGGGGACACAGUGACUGCUAUGUAAAAGGGCGAUGGCUUGAACCUCCCAGGCCCUCCGCAGGAGAAAGAUGUGGCAACCGGUUUCCAUAAAGAGGGUUGUGCUGUUCCAUCAAAUCGGUUCUCACUCGGAGGGACAUGAUGUGCAGUGGAAUAAAGCACAAUGGUUCCAACUC
Molecule: messenger RNA, 1433 nt
Organism: Echinops telfairi (small Madagascar hedgehog)
Lineage: Eukaryota; Metazoa; Chordata; Mammalia; Afrosoricida; Tenrecidae
Gene: MOSPD1
Product: motile sperm domain containing 1
Exons: 6
Coding region: 192-821 (209 amino acids)
Cellular component (GO): cytoplasm
Source: RefSeq, a predicted model, not a curated record